CGAAUGGAAAUGAAAUAAAAGAAGAGCUUGAUCCGAUUGUUCCUUGCUUGCAUUGGCAGUGGCGAAAUGAGUUCCUCCACGAAAAAGCACGACGUGUUCGUCAGCUUCAGAGGAGACGACACACGAACUAACUUCACUAGCCAUCUUUGCAAAGCUCUCGAAUAUAAAUCAAUCGGAGCUUACAUAGAUUGCCAGCUAGACAGAGGAGAAAGUGUCUGGCCGGCACUUGCCAAAGCAAUUCAGGACUCACAUGUCUCAAUUGUUGUUUUCUCCGAAAACUAUGCUUGUUCCAAAUGGUGUCUGGAAGAGCUGGUGAAAAUUCUUGAAUGCAGAAAAGAACUGGGUUUGGUAGUUAUACCUGUCUUCUACAACAUUGAUCCAUCAGACAUAAGGAAUCAGAAGGGUACUUACGAGAAGGCAUUGUUGGAAUCCGAUGAAGAGAAAGGGCCAAAGUGGAAAGCUGCUCUCACUGAAGCAGCCAAUAUAUCUGGAUGGGACUCUAGGAAACAUAGGGACGAAGCUCAUGUCAUUGAGAAUGUUGUCAAUGAUGUAUUGCAAAAGCUUCAUCUGCGAUGCCCCACUGCAUUAAAGGGCCUUGUUGCAAGUGAAGAAAAUUGCAGAAAUGUAGAUUUAUUACUAAAAUCGUGUAGGGUCAUUGGAAUUUGGGGUAUGGGUGGAAUUGGGGAAGUUGAUGGCUCUAUGUGUAUUAAAGAGUGUGGGGUUGGCCUUAUAAGUGUUUCAGAACUGCCGAGUGUUUUAGAAGAGUUGGACUGGCACUCGGAUAAGAAGAAGGACUUCGUGGAUAUAGUGGAGUUGAUAACAGGACAAAGGAUAACCUUAACAUCAAUUGAACAAUCCGAUGAGAGGAAAAACCAUUUCUCUGCUGUGGAAGAGAUUAUUAAUUCUACCCACAAGGAAGUCAAAACCGAUUCUGACACAGAUUGUGGGCAGAAUACUGCAAUAUCUACAAAUGCGGUCAAAUAUGAAGGAAAUAGAAAAACUGUUGAAUCGGAGUUAGACAAAGAACAUGAAUCUAAAGAAAAGUCAAUUGAAGACAACAGAGGGAGUAAAGAAUAUUUUUCUGAUGUCGAAGAGAGCAUUGAAUAUUGUGCUAGCAGUGCAACCAACGCAACUGCUAAAAGAGGUCCCAAAGAAAAAUCUACAAAGUCUACGGGAACUGUAGCCAAUGAACAUGCACAGAGGUUGGAAGAAUCGAUUAAGCAAGUUGUAGAAAUUCAUGAUACAGACAACUCUGGUAUUAAAUACUCAUCCUUGGACCUUGAGAAUUGCCUUCAACAGUUGGAUGAAAAUCCAUUUGCAAUCCUUGACUUACUUUCUUAUGAAUUAUCCCCUUCACUGAAACAAUCAAAUGAUGCUACAACCCUGCUCAAUGAGUUCCGAACCUUAGUUUUCUCUACUUCGUUGCUAAAGAAAAUUCCAGACCAAUCCUAUCAGCAGCAAGUUGCAGAAUCACUACAGAAACUUCACACUUGUCGUGGAAAAAUUACAAAAGAGCAAGAAGCUGGUUUAGACACAUUUAGAGAGCUCUACAACAAAGCUGUCGACAUUUCUCAAGAUAAGAUGUUAACCGAGGUUAACCAAGCAAAACUGGCAUCUGAGAAGAGAGACUUGUACAACAAACUUGAACAUUCUAAACUGAAAAUUCAACAGUUUGACACCACCAUCUCAACUUGUAAGUCUCAGAGGGAAAACCUCCAAAAGAGACAAAGGGAAAUCCAGAAAGCUAUAAAGACACUUCAACAAGAAAAUGAAGCCUUGGAAAAGGAUAGCUCAACACUAGAGGUUUUAUACUCUGAACAACAAACCAAGAAGAAGGAAACACUUGAAUCAGUGAAGUGUAUUUCGAUUUCUGUUGUUCAAACAACCAAACAAUUAGAAGAACUUGAAAAGAAAAGAUUGAGUUUGGCUUCAGCUUACGAAGACCUCAAAGAGCCAUAUCAAAGAAUGAAGACAAAACCCCCAUUUUAGUCUUCUUUCAUGAGGUCUUUUCCUUUGAUGCAAUUUUUAUUUGAAUCAUUCCAUAGGUAAGUUCCUGGCUGUAAAUAAAUGUGAUGCGUUGAAGAUGACA
Molecule: messenger RNA, 2089 nt
Organism: Vigna radiata var. radiata (mung bean)
Lineage: Eukaryota; Viridiplantae; Streptophyta; Magnoliopsida; Fabales; Fabaceae
Exons: 6
Coding region: 67-1989 (640 amino acids)
Biological process (GO): defense response; signal transduction
Source: RefSeq, a predicted model, not a curated record